Messenger RNA from Lytechinus pictus (painted urchin), 904 nucleotides. RefSeq lists its product as uncharacterized. The coding region runs from base 143 to 904 and encodes 253 amino acids. The record is from RefSeq and is a predicted model, not a curated record. The transcript has 4 exons. Lineage: Eukaryota; Metazoa; Echinodermata; Echinoidea; Temnopleuroida; Toxopneustidae.
GACAUUCCACCACAUAUCAUUGCGACAAAGUGAAGAUGCAUGCAUCGAUAAGUUUGAAAUCAAUCUGGGUGCGAGCAGAGGAAACUGGAGUCUGAUAUGCGGUGAGGUUGAAGAGGAACUUGUUCUGAUCCCCAAUGGUAACAUGGUGGAGAUGUUGAUCCGACUCGGUGAGAUCAAAAGCGAUAUGAUCAAGGAGAUUGGAUUCAGUCUAACUUAUGAAGCGAUCGAUUGCACCUACGAAACCUGUUCUACGGGCUGUGGGAUUGGGACUACAUUAAUAACCUCGGAUGACAUGAUUCAGACUUCACCGUUCCCAUCCCAGUUUCAGCCAUACAGCUAUUGUUUUUACGAUAUUACUCCGCCAUCUGAUGACAAUCGGACCCUUUAUGUAGUUUUGGAAUUUCUAGAGUACCGCAUGUAUAGUAAUGGAAGGUUCUGUGAGGACUCAGUGAUGCUUGAGGGCAGGUCGGCGUUCAACCCUUUUGAUACGCAACGGGUCUUUCAAUGUGACGUCACUCCACCCCUUCAGGUCACAACGUGGAAUAGGAUGAGAGUGAUCGUGAAGACUGGGCUGCAGUCGACUUCUGAAGGAUUCAUCGCAAUGUAUCGAUUUUCGGAGAAGCCUGGCUGUAGUGUUGGAUACGAUGUAUACUUAGGACCUGUAGAACGCUCUGGGUAUGAGGUCGAAUGCAGGGAGCCGUCCGGUGUACUCGCCUCGGUGAACUACCCAUCCUACGAAGACUCCACGAAUAGUUGGGUCAUCACUACCGGAAGUAAUACCUACAUCGUGGUCAACAAUAUCAUUUUAGAACUGAAAGAGAGUGAAAGCCAUGUGCAAUCACAAAUAGAUCCUAAUCAAUGCCGAAGUUUCCUGAGGAUCAGUGAGGUAGGUCUGUGCUUUUAA